Molecule: messenger RNA, 201 nt
Organism: Bipolaris zeicola 26-R-13
Lineage: Eukaryota; Fungi; Ascomycota; Dothideomycetes; Pleosporales; Pleosporaceae
Exons: 1
Coding region: 1-201 (66 amino acids)
Source: RefSeq, a predicted model, not a curated record
AUGCGCUUCCAGCUAGCCCUAAGCACUUGCCGGGUCAGGGGGUUGCGUGUAUGCGUUGUCGUUGUUCAUGUGGUGGGUGCUGGGCUUGCGUUCCUUAGUGCGGGGUUACUUUCCCAUUCCCCCCAGCCUUCACCGGAAAACGUCAAACUGUCAAGAUGUUACGCUCAGCAUGUGUGUGUGCGACCGUGUGUGUGUAUGUGA